Molecule: messenger RNA, 1305 nt
Organism: Adineta ricciae
Lineage: Eukaryota; Metazoa; Rotifera; Eurotatoria; Adinetida; Adinetidae
Source: the annotation of a GenBank genome assembly
AUGGCACCACCGAUUAGCCAGCCGGCUACGACCAACUCGAAUACAACGGCAAGCGGGAGUUCUAUCACAACUAAUCGACUCGAACGUGAAUCCAAAAAGCAAGAUCGAAGAUCUGAUCUUGCCUGUCGUGUACGUUACACCAAUGUUUUACCUGAUCUUCCAUUUGAUCCCAAAUUCCUUCGAUAUCCUUUCAGUCAAGACAGAUUCGUUCGUUAUAAACCAACAUCAUUAGAGAAAAACUAUCGUUGGGAUUUACUUACAGAACAUGAUGUGGGAGUGGAAAUCGAUCUCAUCACUCCAGAUGCAUAUGCAACCACAGGACGAAUUACAGAAGACGAUGAGAGAUUGUUAGAAGAAGAAACUGCAACGCCAGCAAAUCUUAAACGUUCAAUGUUGAACAAACGAAGUGUUCCAUGGCUUCGUAAAACUGAAUACAUCUCAACAGAACAGAGUACGUCCAAACCAACAUUGAAAGCAGGCGAAGCCAGAUCAAGUUCUGUGAAAGAAAAACUUCGUGAAGAAUCUCUAAAAUAUUUGACAAAAGAUCGUGUAUUAGAAAUCAUUGAAGAAGGUUUCGAAACAGCCAAAACUCCGAUGGAAACACAUCACACCAAACCAUCAGUCGUCAAAGUCGAAGAAUGGCCACUGUUUCCUGAUUUUGAUAACUGGAAAUAUCCAUUUGCUCAAGUUAUAUUCGAUGAUGAUCCUUCACGUAAAGAUCCGAAUAUAACCUCACAAGAACAAAUGGAAGAAAUGUCGGAUGCAGUCAUUAAAGCUUUGGUUGAUAAUGAUAACAAAGAAUAUAUUGGAUAUUUUCUUCCCACUCCUGAAACACGUGCGAAGCGUCUUCGAGAAGAACAAGAUGAAGCCGAUGAAACUUAUGAUUUCAAACUUAUUCGAGAAUAUAAUUGGACUCGAAAAGAUAAAACUAUGAGUGGCUAUGAAGAAAACUAUUUUCUCAGUGUUAGAGAUGAUGCGAUUGUUUACAAUGAAUUAGAAACAAGAGUACGAUUGAGCAAACGUCGAGCCGUGGGUGGUGGUGUUAAGGUGGCUAAUCUUCGAUUGAUUCAACGUUAUCGACCGUUUCAUGAGUCCGAAGAAAGAAAUCAAAGAAAACGAUUGAGAGUCCUUGAUAAUGAUGAAGAACUAGAAGCUGUUGAAGAAGAAGAAGAAAAUGAGGAACAAGACAACGAAGAGGAAGAAGAAGAAGAAGCAGCAGCUGAAAAUGGCGACGAAGAACAAGAAGAAGCUGAAGCGGAAGUGCAACAAGACGAAGAAGAAGAGGAGGAGGAAGAAGAAGAAUAG